Brassica napus (rape) is the source of this 2446-nucleotide messenger RNA. Its product is annotated as zinc finger protein GIS-like. The record is from RefSeq and is a predicted model, not a curated record. Gene Ontology annotation, molecular function: DNA-binding transcription factor activity. Gene Ontology annotation, biological process: trichome differentiation; trichome morphogenesis; response to gibberellin. Bases 1078 to 1941 code for a protein of 287 amino acids. Lineage: Eukaryota; Viridiplantae; Streptophyta; Magnoliopsida; Brassicales; Brassicaceae. The transcript has a single exon.
AUUAAUUUGAAUGUUUAUAUGUUGUUAGUUGAAUUAAUUAAGGAUCGAUGUAAAUUGUAAAGUAUGGAAAAAAAAACUGAAUGGCUUAUAUCUAGAAAGAAAAACUGAUUUGAAGACCAAAAUAAUUUUAUCUAGGUCAAAGGUGGUUGUAAAAACAGACCUAAGCUAAGCAUAAAUAUGACUAAACUAUCUAAAGAAACAAUUGAUCAAAAAGUUGAAUCCAUAUAGAACCUCACCCUAAGAACCCUUAAUAAUCAUGCCUAAGAGCCGGCUCUUACCUUUUUUAGUUAAAAGUUAAGAGACAGUUUCUUAUAUUCCACUAAUAACCCCACCCUAAAAACCCUCCAAUAAUCAUGCUCUGCCAUUUCUCUUUUCUCAUUUUCUAUAUUUUUAUUUUUUUUAUUUGGUUAUAUACUUGUCUAGGACUUACCGUUGGAAAAACUCUAAAAUCAUCAUUAUCCCGAGUUUCUUAGGCUGGGGUUCUUAGAGAAAUAUAAAAAUUGUUUCUUAAUUUUUAACUAAAAAUUUAAGAAACUUAAAAUACUACUUUAAAAAACUCUUGAUAAUGAUGCUCUAAAAGCACCUUCAAUGGUUAGAAACCAUGAAAGUUUCUAAAACAAAAGAAAAAUAUUAGUAUUAUAAUUAUUUAUUUAUUUUUUAUUUUCUUUAAAUUAGUUAAUUAUCUAUUUGAAUGACAUGUGUCCUUUUAUUAUCUCAUAGUUUCUUAAGAAUUCAUAACUAAGUUCAUUUUUUUUUCUAAUUUCAUUUUUUUUUUCUUUAAAUACUAAGAACUUCUCCUAAUACUAUUAUUGGAAGUGUUCUAAUUACGAGUUUUUAAGAAAUUGUAGAAAACUAAAAGAACACAUGUCAUUCGAAUAGAUGAUUAACUAGUUUAAAAAAAAUAAAACAUAAAUAAAUAAUUAUAAUACUAAUACUUUUUUUUUAUUUUAGAAAUAAUAAUGGUUUCUAACCAUAAGUAACUACUAUUAUGAAAAUUACAUGAUCGAAUCCAUUCUUAAUUUCUUAUCCAACUUAUUACCAAACUAUUCUUAUAUCAAAUCCUUUUUAUAAAGUAAUAUGUGUGUUAACACCAUAUCAAGUUCAUGUAUAUAUAUAUAUAUAAACUCUCUGGGACAGUCAGCCUCACAACUAAAUAUUCACGCAUCAUCCCUCUCUCUUCUAGCUCUCUUUAUGGACGAACUAGAUGGAGAAAGAGAAACAAAAGAUUUCAUGAACGUUGAAUCUUUCUCUCAACUUCCAUUCUUCCGUCGUCCUCCCUCCAAAGAUAAGAGCUCUAAACCCAUUCGUCUAUUCGGAAAAUAUUUCACCGGCGGAGAUUACUUCGGUGAAGACCACUCCGAGAUCAACAACAAAAAAGAUAAAGAAAAAGAAGAAGACCAAACCGAAGAUGACGGUAAGGACAAUAGCAUAAACAACAACAGAAGAUUCGAGUGUCACUAUUGUUUUAGAAACUUCCCUACUUCACAGGCCCUAGGUGGUCACCAAAACGCUCACAAACGAGAACGCCAACUCGCCAAACGCAAUGCUUCCUCUUACUUUCAUCAUCCCGACGCUAACCUCUACGGUUACCAUCACUACCCAUCCUGGAGCAGCGGGUCAUUACCGGCCGCUAGGUUCUAUGGUGCUGGACACACUUUAGGCACGUCAUCCUCGUAUGGCACACGACCGAAUGGGAGUCCAUUUGGACUAUGGCGUGUACCGCCCUCGUCGUCCAGUGUUAAAGGCAGUUAUAACACAGACGCAGCGUUUACUAGUCAUCAUGACUCUUAUAAUAACUCGACUUCACCGUUUUUGGUCGGUUCUCAACCGCAUCCACCGUUACAUGUGGGUGGCUCUUCAGCUCAGAACCGCAUGUCCUCAUACGGGCACGGUUUGAGCCCCAGUUUAAAAGAUAAUGUGAGUCUCGAUCUUCAUCUUUAACGUUACGAAGGAAGACAAACUAAAUGUCCCUUUUACUCAUCUUUUAACUAGUUCCGUUAGUAAGAUUUAAGAUUGUUGUGUAACUUAGGGAAAUAAAAAACAACAUGGUGUUUAGAUUUGUGAAAGAGAAAAGGCACGAUGUGUAGAUCUCAUGUUAACGUAAUUAUCUGGCUAGGAGUUGAUAAUAUAAUGUUCUUAACAUCAUCGAUAAUAUUAAAUAAAAAACAACUAUAUGAUUUUCCAAACGUGCGUAAAUGAGAGAAGAAAUUAUCGUUUCACGUGUCCACCACAAUUAUUGGCUUUGAAGUUUCAGCAUCAAACAUUUUUGUUUCGGGUGAAAUUCAGAGAAAUGGUCAGUCAUACUAAUAAAUAUUCAACUAAUAUCACUCAGAAAACAUAAACUUUCAACAAUAGGAUCAUAGAAUGUUAAUGAACACAAAGUUCUUUAUGUACAAUGGACUCAUCUCCAUGCCCUGGUAAAAAAAAUGGAAACUCAAGAUUUUAA